AUGAGGUUUGACGAGAUCCUGGAGGAAGUUGGCGGCUUCUCAAAGUUCCAGUUCCUGGUGCUGUUUCUCCUCUGCCUCCCCCGAGCCAUCCUCCCCCUCCACUUCCUCCUGCACAACUUCAUCUCUGCCACUCCUCCACACCGCUGUGCCCUUGGGACCCUGGAGGACACAAACCAGGCCCCCGAAGUACAGGAUGAAAACUCUGUCAGCUCCUGUAGAGUCUAUGACCCCCCGCUGACCUUCGACCUCAGCCAGGGAAACAGGACAGCACCUUGUCAACAUGGAUGGAUCUACGACAGGUCGCAGUUUAGCUCCACAACCGCUACCGAGUGGGAUCUGGUGUGUGACAACAAACGGCUGAAUCAAGCUCUCGCCACAUACUUCUUCCUCGGGGUCACGCUCGGAGCCAUUCUCUUUGGACAGCUCUCUGACAGGUUUGGUCGGAAGUCGAUGCUUCUGGUGGCUUUAAUUGCCGCCACCAUGCUGGGAUUCACCUCGGCCUUCUCCACCUCCUACAUCAUGUUCGCCCUGUCCAGAGCGCUGUGUGGUGUGGCCCUCAGCGGGCUGUCAAUCAUCGGAGUUGUCCUCGGUAUUGAGUGGACGGACGUGAAGCACCGUACGUUCACUGGCACUGUCAUGAGUUUGUCUUGGAGCGUGGGCAACAUGUUCCUGGCGCUGCUGGCCUACUUCAUUCGAGACUGGAGACACCUGACGCUGGCGGUGACGGCGCCCUGCAUCAUUGCCAUCGUCUCCUGGUGGUGGCUGCCGGAGUCGGCUCGCUGGCUUCUGGCCAACGGCCGAGUGGAGGAAGCUCAGAAGCAUCUGGUUCAGUGUGCGGCGAUGAACGGCAAGAAAACCUCCAAACUGAACACUGAGGCUUUGGGGAAAGUGACCGUGUCUGAAGGAGCUGAGAAGAAACCCUCGUACCUGGAUUUGGUCAAAACUCCGCAGCUGAGGAAGAUCACCCUCUGUUCCGGAUUAUUCUGGUUUGCUGUUGCCUUCCUGUACUAUGGUAUAAGCUUCAGGAUCUCAGGUUUCGGCGUCAGUAUCUACCUCACACAGUUUAUUUAUGGCGCCAUUGAGGUUCCCGCCAAAAUCCUCAGCUUCUUCGUCCUGGACUGGAUCGGCCGCAGGAAUGGCCAGGCGUGGUUUCUGAUCAUAACUGGAACCCUAAUAGGAAUAAACACAGCCAUACCUUUAGAGUUCUCUGUGCUUCGCACCUGCAUCGCUGUGGUGGCGAAGGGAUUCUCUGAGGCGGCUUUCACCACUGCCUUCCUCUACACAGCAGAGCUCUACCCGACAACCCUCAGGCAGUGUGGUUUGGGCUACACUUCCUGUCUCUGUCGGAUCGGAAGCGCCCUGGCUCCCAUGAUCAUGCUGCUGGAGGACGUCUGGCUUCUUUUGCCGCCACUGAUCUUCGCCGGGACUGGAAUUGUCAGUGGCAGCUUGGUCUUCCUGCUCCCGGAGACGCUUAAUAUCCGUUUACCCGAAAACAUCAUGGAUGUGGAAGAGGGAAGACACCGGCAGAGAGACGCAGGAGAAGAUGCAAAGAUGGAGCUGAAGGACUUGGACCCCAGAGACACAAACAUGUUACAAGGAACCUGAGGAGCUUCUCAUCCUGAUGCUGGUUCUGCAGCAGCUCAGUCGCAGCUGUGAGGACCUCAAACGAAUGUUAGACUAAAACAGUUUGUAGCACGUGUUCAGAACAACAGACCUGACACACUUAGACAAAGAGUUUGUUCUCUAGUGUUUUUAAUUGAAGACUGGCUUUAAAGUCAUCACCUACCUGCUGCUGAUAUUCACCUGUCAAUCACCUGACUGUUAGGACUGGAUCUCAGGUCACAUAUAAACUGUGUUGCAGCAAAUCUUUAGUGUUUGAAAAAGGCAUCUGCGGUUAUA
Platichthys flesus (European flounder) is the source of this 1899-nucleotide messenger RNA. It is a transcript of the gene slc22a7a, whose product is annotated as solute carrier family 22 member 7a. NCBI's taxonomy places the organism in Eukaryota, Metazoa, Chordata, Actinopteri, Pleuronectiformes, Pleuronectidae. The coding region runs from base 1 to 1605 and encodes 534 amino acids. Gene Ontology annotation, cellular component: membrane. Gene Ontology annotation, molecular function: transmembrane transporter activity. Gene Ontology annotation, biological process: transmembrane transport. The record is from RefSeq and is a predicted model, not a curated record. The transcript has 10 exons.